Molecule: messenger RNA, 1380 nt
Organism: Pyrus x bretschneideri (Chinese white pear)
Lineage: Eukaryota; Viridiplantae; Streptophyta; Magnoliopsida; Rosales; Rosaceae
Product: 3-oxo-Delta(4,5)-steroid 5-beta-reductase-like
Exons: 2
Coding region: 46-1221 (391 amino acids)
Source: RefSeq, a predicted model, not a curated record
GAUCUAUUUACAAUCUUCCUUCUUUUUCUCCUCUGAUCAAUCGAAAUGAGCUGGUGGUGGGCAGGGGCUGUUGGAGCUGCCAAGAAGAAAUACCAAGAAGAUAACGAACCACCAAAAAGCCCCAAGAGCGUAGGGCUGGUAAUCGGCAUAACCGGCAUAGUGGGCAACAGCCUUGCAGAAAUCCUCCCGCUAUCCGACACGCCCGGUGGUCCAUGGAAGGUUUAUGGAGUUGCCCGGCGUCCGCGGCCGCACUGGAACGCAGACCACCUAGUGUACUACAUCCAAUGCGACAUCUCGGACGCGGACGACACUGAAAAAAAGCUCUCCAAAUUAAGUGAUGUUACCCACAUCUUCUACGUUACUUGGACUAGCCGGUCCACGGAGGCCGAAAAUUGCGAGGCCAACGCCGCCAUGUUGCUCAACGUUUUGCGCAUUGUUAUUCCAAACGCGCCGAAUCUCCGUCAUGUGUGCUUGCAGACCGGAACCAAACACUACAUCGGAUCAUUUGAGACGUUUGGGAAAAUUGAUCCCCACGACACGCCAUGUUCGGAAGAUCUGCCGCGAUUGAAUGCGCCUAAUUUCUAUUAUGCCCUCGAGGACGUGUUGCUUGAAGAGUUGGGGAAGAAGGAAGAUAUCACUUGGUCCGUCCAUAGGCCCGGGGUUACUUUCGGGUUUUCGCCUUAUAGUUUAGUGAACAUUGUUGCCAUGCUGAGUGUGUACGCGGCAACAGGCAAGUACGAAGGGGUGCGUUUGAAGUUUCCCGGAAGCAAAGGGGCUUGGAACUGCUACUCCGACGCUUCAGAUGGGGAUCUGAUAGCGGAGCAGCAGAUAUGGGCGGCCGUGGACCCGUACGCCAAAAAUGAAGCGUUUAAUGUCAACAAUGGGGAUGUUUUCAAGUGGAAGCAGUUAUGGAAGGUGUUGGCUGAGCAGUUUGAGAUUGAGGAGUAUGGGUUUGAUGAGGAGGGCGAGAAGCUGAGCUUGGCGGGGCUGAUGAAGGAGAAAGAGGGGGUGUGGGAGGAGAUAGUGAGGGAGAAUGAGCUGGAGCCGAUGAAGUUGGCGGAGAUGGGACAGUGGUGGAUGGUGGAUCUUGUGUUGGGUGGGGAAGGUGUGAUGUCUAGUAUGAACAAGAGUAAGGAACAUGGGUUUGUGGGGUUUAGAAACUCUAGGAAUUCCUUUGUCAGUUGGAUUCAUAAACUGAAAGCUUUUAAGAUUGUGCCUUGAUGGUUGUCUUUGAUUGUUAAUGCUUUUAAUUAGUUUGAUGAUGGUGUUGAUUUUUAGGGUUUGGGAAAAUGUUUUGUUGUGGGUUUCAUAUGUUCUUGUGAACUACUUGAGUUCUAUAAUAAUGUUUUGUUCUGAAAUUUUUAUCAAUAUUGAAUGAAC